Molecule: messenger RNA, 1357 nt
Organism: Prosopis cineraria
Lineage: Eukaryota; Viridiplantae; Streptophyta; Magnoliopsida; Fabales; Fabaceae
Exons: 3
Coding region: 116-589 (157 amino acids)
Source: RefSeq, a predicted model, not a curated record
CUUGAAGAUAUUUUGGGUGAGAGAGAGAGAGGGAUGACCAGAGAGUGAGAGAGACGGAAGGGGAGAGGAAAGCGCAGAUCCAAAGGCAGAGAGACAACCCAGAAGCAGAAGCAUAAUGAACAGCACACAAGAAGAAAGUAGUGGCAAGAAACUACCAUGGAUCGAGUGUAUGUGGCCAGUCAUAGAACAUCUCCUACCUUGUAUAAUGAAUAGCAAAGAAGAAGAAGGACAAAGCAACAACGACAAAAAGGAACGUAAUGCAGGUGGUGAUGAUGAGGGAAGAGCAAUAAAAGGAAGUAGCAGCAACAGAAAGGUGCAAAUUGCAUGUGAUGAUGAUGAGAGAAAAGUAAUGAACAAUAACGUAGAUGGAAGCAACAAUAACGAAAAUGCACAUAUUGAAGAUGAUGAUGAGAGAGUAAAGAACGUUAAAAAAGAAGGAAGUAGCAACAACAAAAGGUUGAAAAUUCUAGAUGAUGAUGAUGAUGGCGAUGAUGAUGGUGAUGAGAAAAGAGAAAUGAACGUUGAAGAAGGAGGAGCCAUUUGCAACAAAUGGUCACAAGUCGGAAUGAUGUUUUGGGUUUCAUUCUAAAACACUUAGGGGUCAUUGAUUACCUUCAAACCCUAUAUUUAUGCUUUAGUUGGAGAUCCACAAUUAUUAAAUGCAUUGCUAACAAACAUUGUCUUCCAUCACCUGAUCUGUCACUUCUUUUUCUUCAAACAAUUGACAUGGAAAACCUUCCCAUCUUCGACUUGCCCAGAGGAAGAGUCUUCAUCUCCACAAGGUUUCCACACGAAUUCUUCCAUCAUUGCUAUGGCACAAUAGAAGGUUGGAUGAUCAUGGUUGAAUCUAUCAACAAUUCUUUUGAUAAUGCUCAAGAAACUGAUGCACGAAUCUUCUUCUUCAACCCCAUAACAAAUGCUAAGGUCUAUAUGUCAUCAAGGUUGAAAGUAAAAAGUAAAAUUGAGAGUAUUGUGGCAUCAACAGAACCCAAUGACCCAAACUGUGUUGUGGUGUGUCUCUUUUAUCGUCACUUUGUGUUUGCAUUUAGUUGGAUUACUAAUGAGUCAUGGACUAUCAUUGAAGAUGUGUCUACAGCAUUGGCAUUCUUGCAUGUAGAGAUUAUUGACGGAAAAUUGUAUGCUUUGACCCACUCAGUAUUAAAUUCUAUAGUUUUUUAUGAUUUGCAAAAAGAACCCGUAAAACCUAGAAUAUUAGCAAGGCUUCUUGAAAUAGGAUUUGCUAUAAUAAGACAGAAAAUGAGUCCUCUUGACUUCCUUUAUGAUGGUGAUGGUUGCAUUAUUAAUUCUUGGGAAGCUCAUGGUGACAUUCUUAGUACUUUGGCGGUUGAUUCUUCAU